GGAUUAAUGUCAUGAAUUGAUUAGAAUAUAGGAAAGCUUGCCAGCAAAGGAAGAAAAGUCUCACUAUAAGGAUUUCCCUAGGCCGUUGGAUUUCAAAGGAACGGUUGAGAUGAAUUAAGGAUUUGUUCUGCUCUACAUCGAUCAUCGUUGCCAUGGCGGAUAUGUUUCUUGAUCCAAUUAUGGAGAAGAUCAUCAGCGCUGGCUUGCGUUACCUGAAAAAUCAGGUCAGAUGGCAGAAACGCACGAAGGAGGAGCUGAAAAGGCUGCGAGAGAAUCUCCCCCAGAUCCAAGCUGUCGUCCACUUUGCUUCCAGCCAAGAGCAGAUCACAGAAGAAUAUCGGGAUCUUAACAGAUGGCUAUGGCAGCUACGAGAUGCCAUUGAUGAUGCAGAUGACGUGCUGGAUGAGCUGGAGUACAUGGAACUUGAAAAACAGCUGACCGAAAACAAGAAGGUGAGAAGGGUGCGUUUCAUCAUGAAAUCCAUGAAGAAAAGACUUGUCAAAGUUAGCAAACGUGCUCUCAAAAUUGAUCCCAACUUGAAGCGACUGGAGGAGGCUGUGCAGAAACUUUAUGGAGUUUCAACUAAUGUUGCUUCUUUCCUUUAUCUUGUAAAAGACGCAAAGCAGGAGCAUCAGGAGCAGCAGCUUGAGCUGUACAGAGCACGUGAAACGGGAUCCUCGCCUAAAAAUGAUCUCGUCGGUCGAGGCAAGGAGAAGGAGCUUGUUAUGGAGUGGCUGAUCAGGAAUCCAUCAAAUGAGCCUCGGGGAACUGAUUUGUACAGAAACAUUUCUCUUCUAUCUAUAGUUGGCCAUGGUGGUAUGGGGAAGACAACUCUCUUGCAACAUAUCUAUAAAGAUGAAAUGAUGAAGGAAUUUGAUCUUAAAAUGUGGGUUUGUGUUUCCAACAAUUUUGAUGCUAAAGAAGUCAUUGCAGAUAUGUUGGAACUUCUUAAGAAGGAGAGGCCUCGGUUGGAGAAACUUGAAGCAUUUCAUGAGCGUCUCAAGAAUGAGGUGAUGUCCAAAAAGUUCUUACUUGUGCUAGAUGACAUUUGGGAUGAGGAAAAGAGGGAUCAAAGUAAAUGGGAGAAUGUGCUCGCCCCUCUAGCUUCUGGGGGUUUUGGUAGUAAAAUUCUGGUAACAACUCGAACAGACUCAGUUGCACUAAUGUUUGCAAAUGUAAUCAACAAGAAGAAGGAAAUAGUUAGAUUAGAGGGCCUAGAGGAAGAUGAGUGUUUGCAGCUCGUCAACUCUCACGCAUUUGCUGGUUUAGAGAACACCUCUGAUGAUCAUAAAAAAUUAAGAGCCAUUGCUGGAGAGAUUGUUAAAAAGCUUUUAGGAUCUCCAUUGGCAGCUAAAGUCAUAGGUGGUGUUCUGAAGGAGAACUUGGAUGAAAGGCAUUGGAGGACAGUUCUAGAAAGCAAUUUAUUGGAUCAGAAUUCUAUCAAUUCCAUCUUAAGACUGAGCUAUAUAGUUCUGCCAAAUCAUCUACGGAAUUGUUUUGCAUUUUGUUGUAUGUUUCCACAAGAUCAUCAGUUUGAUAAAGAUGAUUUAGUCCGAAUGUGGAUUGCAUUGGGUUUCAUUCAGCCGUCUCAAGGAAUGACUAUGGAGGAUAUCGGAGGAAGUGGACUUGUUGAAAUAUUCAAAGCAUCGCGAAGCCUGCGCUUAUUAUACUUAUGGGCUCCAAAGGACUUGGAAAUAAUACCAGAGGAGAUUGGAAACUUGAUACAUCUUCGAUACUUAAAUAUUUAUGGUUAUGAUGUGACUAGGCUGCCAAGAUCUCUAAGUAAUCUCUAUCACUUGCAAUGCAUAAUCAUUUCAUCACUUUCAUGUAAGUUAAGACAUAGUAAAGUUGAUGAUGAUUUUUUACCAAGUGACAUCAAUAACCUUUCUAACUUGUGUUACGUGGAAUUGCCCGAGAAUUCCAUUCCAUCGAUAUGUGGGAUUGGGAAGCUAAAGCCUCUUCAAGAACUGAAUAUGUUUAAUCUUAGAGAUGCGAGUGGUUAUAGAAUUGGGGAGCUGGAGAAUAUGAAUGAUCUUUGCAAAUUAGGAAUCAAUUUCCUUGAAAAUGUCAAGGAGGCUGAGGAGGCUUUUAGUGCCAAAUUAUAUGCCAAGAGAAGGCUCACAGAUUUAACCUUACGUUGGAAUAACAUGAAUUGGAGGAACAUCUAUUUAGAUGAGAAUGUGCUCGACAACCUUCAGCCACCAAAAUGCCUAAGGAAUCUGAGCAUAGAGAGAUACAUGGGUGCAAGGUCUGCUAUAUGGAUGAACAACGUCAAUCCGAUCUUCAAUCUAGAGAAAAUCGAAUUGUCACAUUGCAGGAAUUGGGAAGCUCUUCCACCUUUUGGGCAACUUCCCUUUCUCAAGUCUCUGACACUUUAUAACAUGUCGAAAGUAAAAUGGCUCGAAAGUAAAUCUAACGGGAAUGAUAAAUACCAUGCCUUUCCAAUGCUAGAGGUUUUACGCAUUUACAAUUCAGAAGCAUUAGCGGAUUGGUUUGAGGCAGGAGUAGCUGUUGAAGAUGGAUCUUUGUUUCAUUGCUUAAUUGAACUGGUGCUAUCUAACUGUCCGAUGUUGAAAGAGUCGCCCUGUUUGCCUUCUAAGCUCAAGAGAUUGUACAUAGAAAACAUUGGGUGGACGACUUUGAAUUUUUGUAGCAGUUCAAAUCCAAUUCCCCUUGAAACAUUAGAGGUCUCUCGUUGUCCAAACAUUACAUCUCUUCCUCUGCUUGAUGAAAUAGCGAGACUUGCAGCACUGAGAUCCUUGACAAUCACAAAGUGCCCCAAUCUGAUCUCUCUCGGAGAAAUGCAAACCACUAAUAAUUUCGAUCUCAUACUCAGCAAUCUCAGUAUAAGCGAUCCAUCGGUGUUGCUGAUGAAGCCAUUGAGAAGCAUCGCCUCCUUAAAAACUCUGAGAAUCGCGGAUAAUGAUGUGCUGGUUUCAUUUCCAAAUGAGGCGGAUGAGUGUUUUCUGAGAGUUAGGGCAUCUCUUUGUGAGCUGGAAUUUAAAAGGCUGAAAUCCUUACAGUCUCUCCCUUCCGCCAUGGAAAGCUUAUCUUCACUUCAGAAACUAUCUAUUGAUCACGUUCCUAUGCUUCAGGAAUUGCCGAACCUUCCUCCCUCUUUGAAGCGUCUUAUAAUUGGGAACUGCCAUCCAGAGAUAAAGGAGCGCUAUGGAGAGGAUGGAAGCUCCGAUCGGCACAAGAUUGCUCACAUUCCUCAUAUCUCUAUUUCUAUUUUCUCUUUUUAUGGCUGAUAACUACUUUCUACUUAUCUUUUUUUUUUCAUUUGUUUAAUAUGAAAUGUGAAGUUAACCA
Molecule: messenger RNA, 3312 nt
Organism: Dendrobium catenatum
Lineage: Eukaryota; Viridiplantae; Streptophyta; Magnoliopsida; Asparagales; Orchidaceae
Product: putative disease resistance protein RGA1
Exons: 3
Coding region: 153-3251 (1032 amino acids)
Biological process (GO): defense response to other organism
Molecular function (GO): ADP binding
Source: RefSeq, a predicted model, not a curated record